Molecule: messenger RNA, 2440 nt
Organism: Ruditapes philippinarum (Manila clam)
Lineage: Eukaryota; Metazoa; Mollusca; Bivalvia; Venerida; Veneridae
Product: calcium load-activated calcium channel-like
Exons: 7
Coding region: 70-615 (181 amino acids)
Biological process (GO): endoplasmic reticulum calcium ion homeostasis
Cellular component (GO): cytoplasm; endoplasmic reticulum; endoplasmic reticulum membrane
Molecular function (GO): calcium channel activity
Source: RefSeq, a predicted model, not a curated record
GCCUCUUAUUAAUUUGCACAUAGUGUCAUUCUUACAGACUAGGACGAGAGAAAAAUAAAACAAAACAAAAUGCUGGCAGACUGUUUAUUGAUUAUAUUUAUUUCAAUAUGUACAGCUUUACUAGGAGAAGGGUUAACUUGGCUGCUGGUGUACAGAACAGAAAAGUACAAAAAGUUAAAAGCUGAAGUUGAAAAGCAAAGUAAAAAAUUGGAAAAACAAAAAGAAGUGGAAGCCUCUGAUAGAAGUCAAAAAAAGAAAAUUGAAAGACAAGAGGAAAGAUUGAAAAAUAACAAUAGGGACCUUUCUAUGGUUAAGAUGAAGUCCAUGUUUGCCAUUGGUUUUGCAUUCACCAGCUUGCUUAGUAUGUUUAAUUCAAUUUUUGAUGGCAGAGUAGUGGCCAAGCUUCCAUUUGUACCUAUCUCAUUUAUUCAGGGUAUCUCACAUAGAAAUCUAGCAGGGGAAGACUACACAGAUUGUUCAUUUAUAUUUCUCUAUAUACUGUGUACAAUGUCUAUACGACAGAAUAUUCAGAAGAUGUUGGGCCUCGCCCCAUCAAGAGCUGCAAGCAAGCAAGGUGGCGGAUUCUUCUCCCCACCCACUCAGAUGACAAAAUAAACUCUGCAAUAACUACAUGUUACAAUAAUAUGUUUCCUUUUUUACUAUUUCACUUAUUAGUAUGAACUGAUGUUUUUUUAUCUGAAACUUUGCAUACAUGAGAAAUGCAUAUUUAAAGAGUAAUUGCAAUACUUCUAUAAAGUUUUUAUUGACUGAAGAUGAAACCAUUUGUUGAAUUUUUACAUUUUUGAUGAAAUAUUGUAAAUCAUGUACAUUGUAUAUGGACCAUUCAUUGUGUAUAAAUAAACCAUGUCUUUCUUUUGUGCAGUCAAGCAAAUUACUUCUUUUGGUCAGAAUAUUUCUAAUAAUUCUUUUUUCAGUGGAAAUAGAUUUUAUAAAUUUUAUUUGUGUUAUAAAUAGUAUUGCACAGCUUGCUGUUUAGAUGUAUUUUAAUUAAUCACUGGGGGCAACACUCUUGAGUUUAUAGUAAUGUUUCUCUGUACUGAACAGCAAUAUCAUAGGACAACCCAUUUACAUAUCUGGCUCUGUGGGAUUACUAUGUUGUUAUCACAAUAAUUGUUCUUUAUUUUUUAACAUAGACUUAAACAUAGACUUAUAACUACUCUAUCACUUUGCAUUCAUCCCGUAAAAUUCCUAAUAAACGCCCUUCCCCUAAUAAAGGCCCCCCAGGCCUUUUGAUAGGGAAAACAAUCUACUCACCAGUGCUGAACUCAUAAUUAAAGCCAUAAUUUUAUUCAAAUCAUUCAGAAUCCAUAGUAUUUUAUAGUAAACACAAAUAUUUAUAAUAUGAACUUUAAAACCUUUACAUUUUUAAUGUCAUUACCAACACUUGCUAACACUAAAUGUAUUUACAGUGAUUUUUAGCUCGACUAUUCGAUAAGAAUAAGUAGAGCUAUUGCAGUCACCCGAGCGUCGGCGUCCACGUCGGCGUAACCACUUAUGUUAAAGUUUUUGUAAUAGUUCAAAUAUUUUCAAAGUCCAUUGACAUAUGGCUUUGAAACUUUGCACACUUGUUCACCAUCAUGACCCCAACCUGUAGACAGGAGGAGGUAACUGUAUCAAGCAUUUUGACAGUAUUAUGCCCCUUUUUACAACUUAGAAUUUAUGUUAAAGUUUUUGUAAUAGUUCAAAUAUUUUCAAAGUCCAUUGACAUAUGGCUUUGAAACUUUGCACACUUGUUCACCAUCGUGACCCCAACCUGUAGACAGGAGGAGGUAACUAUCAAGCAUUUUGACAGAAUUAUGCCCCUUUUUCGACUUAGAAUUUAUGUUAAAGUUUUUGUAAUACCUUAAAUAUUUUCCAAGUCCAUUGACAUAUGGCUUUGAAACUUUGCACACUUGUUCACCAUCAUUACUCCAACCUGUAGACAGGAGGAGGUAACUGUAUCAAGCAUUUUUUUUUACUAUCAAGCACUAAGAAUAGUCGAGCGUUGCUGUCCUACCGACAGCUCUUGUUUUAUUAAGGAAAAACUGUGUUGUAAUAAUAGCCCCUGUUUUGGAAAAUGUUUAGCCCCCGGGGGCGUUUAUUAGGAAUUUUAUGGUACUUAUAUUACAAAUUAAACAAAAACUUAAAUUCAAAAAAAUAUUCUGUGUUUCGUUGGGUUUUACAUCGCAUUAAAUUGUUACAUCAUACUUAAUAUUUUCACAAUAAAUGAUGUCACAAAUGAGGUCAUUUGUAGCCUGGGAAUUGUGUUCUGCGUAAAUUUUGUACAAAUGAAAGUUUGUUUUUUCUGCAUGUAAAUGAAUGUAAGAUGCAAUGUAUCUAAAAAAAAUCAUUGUCUGAGUUUGUAAUAGUCAGAAUUGUAAAUUGAUAUACUCAAGAAAUUAAAUGUUGUACUCUAUGUAAUAAAGUCAGUUUAACACUC